Leptosia nina is the source of this 1023-nucleotide messenger RNA. Lineage: Eukaryota; Metazoa; Arthropoda; Insecta; Lepidoptera; Pieridae. The record is from the annotation of a GenBank genome assembly.
AUGGAAGAAGACUUGACUCAUGUUCGCCGGAAACGUCUCACGACUGAAUUGGGACUUGUCUGUCUUGAAGAUUAUCCUUACACUGUGUCUAUAAGAAAGAACAUUGUUACAUACUUAAAUCACGCGGAAUUGAAAUACAUCCUCCAAUGGACGAGAAGAUUCAGUGCGCCCUUCGAUUAUCUAGAAGAAGGGAACAGUGUUUUCAUCAAAUACAAUUGCGAAUACACGAACUGCUUCGUCACAGAUGACAGAAAUUACUUUAUAGAUCAACAGGAGUUUCACGCAGUGGCAUUCAAUGGGAGAGACCUCAAUAUGUGGAAUUUUCAGCUACCGAACUCACGAUCUUUAAAACAAAAAUACAUUUUCGGCGCCAUGGAAUCACCUGACUUCUUCCCAGCCUGCAAUGAUUAUUUGGAUGGCUUCUUCAAUUGGACAUGGUCGUAUAAGCUAGAUUCAGAUUUUCAAUGGGGUUACAUUACAAUUUAUGACUUAAAAGGGAAUCUUGUUGGACCAGCUAUCCACAUGAAAUGGAUUGAGAAAAUGCAACCGAUAAAUGUGGAGCUGAAAUCUAAAUUAGAUAUAAAGACUAAAGCAGUAGCCUGGUUCGUAUCACAUUGCACAACAAAACGUCACAGGGAAGAUUAUGUGGAAGUGUUAAAUGGAGAACUCGAGAAAUUUGGAUGGAAUGUUGAUAUCUAUGGUGCUUGUGGGGCGCUAACAUGUCCUUUAAGUGGGUUUCAUUCGUGUAACAAAAUGCUAGAACGAGAUUAUUUCUUUUAUUUAUCAUUCGAGAAUUCCUUCGCUGAGGACUAUGUGACGGAGAAAUUGUUGACUCCUCUCAAUAACUAUGCUGUACCUAUUGUAUAUGGAGGAGCAGAUUAUACGCGGUUCCUCCCUGAAGGAAGUUACCUGAAUGCGAUAGAGCUUGGUCCGAAAAGAAUUGCUGAGAAAAUGGUUGAGAUAAUCUCCAACAAGACUCAAUAUUAUGAUUUUUUUUCGGUGGCGAAACCAUUACGUGUAUAA